Molecule: messenger RNA, 3638 nt
Organism: Limanda limanda (common dab)
Lineage: Eukaryota; Metazoa; Chordata; Actinopteri; Pleuronectiformes; Pleuronectidae
Gene: armc2
Product: armadillo repeat containing 2
Exons: 20
Coding region: 1-2685 (894 amino acids)
Biological process (GO): sperm axoneme assembly; cilium organization
Molecular function (GO): protein binding
Source: RefSeq, a predicted model, not a curated record
AUGCUGCGCGCUCCCGCCGCUGCUCGUGCAGGUGUGCUGCUGGUUUCUGCUGCAGCUGGAGAAACGUGUCGCUGGUUUGACACAUUUCAGCUCAGGUCCACUUUCCAGGAGGAAGCUGGGACUCCGUGUGGACCGACCCCCUUCCCCGGCUGCCUCCCACCCGGGAUCCCACCCGGUCUGACGUGUCUGGCCUCGAUGGAGAGGAAACAUGAGAUUUGCAGCCCCUUCUUUCCACGCCGCAACUCUUUGAGGAAAACAAGUGCGGAAAUUGUCAGUGAAGCCAGACAAUCCCUGCGAGUUCAAUCCACCCAGCGGCCGUUCACUCCCAGAGAUGGACACAGGCAGCUUUUUGGAAAGAGCUCUGUGCGCGUGGGUCACGACAACAGACCUCCAUCGACCUUCAGUCUUCAUGCUCAAAAUUUUGAUGCUCCCGAUUCGAGGCCAGGUUCAGGGACACGUCUCUCUCCACUGGACCACAAGCCAAAGUUUCCAGUGCCCGGUGAUGCUGAGGAUGCAUUCAAAGCCCUCCCUAAACCCCCCGCUGACCCACUGGAGGUGAGGAGGGGGCGGGCAGGGACCCGGGCUCGUCUCCUCAGGGCUGGAUCUCUCACCACGUUGCCUCCCGUCGAGGGACACACGGAUGUGACACAAAGAUUAAACCCGGGACAAAAGCCGCUGUCAGCUCAACGCCACCCGGGUACGGAGCACGCCACGGUCCACAGCGGUCCCCGCAAACCCGGCCCACACAGAGCAGCGAGUGAAAGUCGAAUACAACAGGCUGAUGUUGACUCAGGAGUUAGACCCACCGACUGCACAACAGGACGGAGAACAGGUUUAGGAAGAGACAACGCCACAAGCACGGAGGAGGAUGCAGAGUCAUCGGUGUGGAAUAAUAAGAUCGGUGUUCUUCUGCAACAACUGGAGAGUGUGGCUGCAGGCAGCUCCGAGGUCUCGGUGGACCGUCUGUGCGAUUUGUGUGAUGGCCUCCACGGCACCUUGGCACAAGCGGACAUGCUCGGCCGACUCUGUAAGAGGAGGUCGGGGAUCCUUCGAACACUGUUCCGCCUCAUCGACCUCAACUCUGCCCGGCUCAACCUGCACAUCGCCAAGCUCUGCCUGGCUCUGUGUGUCAGUGGGAACAACCUGCUCAACAUCUGCAAGCUCAUCUUCCAGAUCAGCCGCAGUGAAAACAAUGACGACCUCUUCCAGAACAUCUCUAUCAUAGACUCGCUGCUGGACUUCCUGCGCAUCGAGGAUGUGUCCACAUCAGGCGAAUCUCUCUUGUACUGCGUCGGUGCUCUGAAGUUUCUCUCGGGAAACGGUGCCAUCCUCAGACUCCUGCUGCACAAGAACUGCAUCGGUGUUUCUCAGACACUCAUCCAGAAGCUUCACACGGUGGAAGACACUCACUUCAGUAUAGCCGGACACAUCGUUGUGCAGCUGACGGCGACCCUGAGGAACCUCGCCGAUCAUCCUGACUCCCGGCCGCACUUUGUGUCCUUCUCUCUGCUGCCAGAGCUUUGUCUGGUGCUGCGCCGUCACCGCAAAGACCAGGACAUCUGCACAAACAUUUCCAGAAUAUACAGUAAACUCUCCUCUUACUCUGAGUGCCGACUCGCUCUGGCCCAGACCCCCGACUGCUACCGACUAUUUUUAGAACUGCUGAGCAAACAUCGCCAAAAACAGGACCUGGUCGUGCGUCUUCUUUUCACCCUGGGGAACCUCACGGCCAAAAGUGAGGAGGCUCGGCUGCAGCUCUUCCAGUGCGAAGGCUGCAUGGACACACUCCUGCAGCUGUAUGACAGCUACCAGCGAAGAGACACAUCACCACACACUCCCACACGGGCAGGUGAACCCUCCCCACCUCCUGGCAAACCUCCGGCUCCUCCCGUCAGCCCGCAGGAGCGUGACGACGUGCUGGUGAAGCUGGUCCGGGUGCUGGCGAACAUGUGCAUCCACCCGGCUGUGGGUCCGGCCCUGGCGAGCGACCCAGCCUGCAUGCAGCUUCUGAUGGAGACACUCGAGUUGAGAUCCGUGCAGGAGAGCGAGGAGCUGCUGGUGAACGUUGCCGCCACCAUCAACAACCUGUCGUUCUACCAGGAGCAGAGCUCUGUCCUCAGACGCAGUCAAGUCGCCAUCACGAGGCUGAUGCUGAAGCUGGUGCUCAGCUCCAGUAUGGACGCCAUGCUGGAGGCCACCCGUGUGUGUGGGAACAUGUCACAGUCCAAGGAUGUGCGGGACUUUAUUAUGCAAAACAAAGUGCACCAGUUUGCUGUGACGCUGCUGGACUCUAAAAGAAGUGAGAUGUGUUUCUCAGCCUGUGGAGUCCUCACCAACCUGGCUCUGGACCCUCCCAACAGGGCCAGUCUCUCACUGGAGGGGGCUGCUGCCAAGCUGCUGGACUGUCUCAGAGACUUUGGACCAGGUGACUGGCAGCUGGCGGGGCAGGUUUGUCAGGCGUUGUGGAACCUGAUCGGUGGCGGUUCGGAGAAGCUGCUGGAUGCUCAGGAGAGCGAGUCCCUGCUGCAGAUCCUCACUACCUACUUAGAUGAAGAGGAAGCUCUGAAGUGGAUCGAAAAUGAAGAUAUGAGGGAUUAUCACAAGGCAUGCUGGGAGUUGGAGUUCCUGCCUGUAGCUCAGAAACUGAUGAAGACACUCCCGCCUACGCAGCAGACGUGUGAGUGACGCACUGGGACACGGGAGUUUAGGGUCGUGUUGCCAUAGAGGGAAAGAAUUUCCUUCAUUCUGUUAAUAUUCAAAACUAUCCUCUUAUAAAUCUUAAAGGUGGUUGUAAAAAAGAAUUGUCAGUUGCAGAAAAUGUAUGAAAACACCCUUAAAACGUGUCAGACCACUGCUGCUGCAUCUCCACCAUCCAGCCAUAUGCUCAGGUAUGUUCCCAUUGGUUGACUCAUGAUGAUUAUCGAUGCCGUCUUUCAUGAAUAAUGAAGCUACUGACGUUUUACAGCCAGGUAUAAGGCCCACAGUCGGUCAGUCAGAUGUUUGGUUGAAAAGCGUCAGUAGCCUGAUAGGUGAUUGCGCAAUAUAAUCACUAGACCCAAUCCUCAUGAAACUGAAAAAUAAUACGUGUGAAACUGUGAAAAAUUCAUAUCAACAACUCUUGUUUGACAAAUACUUGCACUUCGGUUUGUGUAUGAUGUUUAUUUAUUUUCCGUGUCUUUAAUACUGACUGCUUGUUUAUUUUAAUUUUGUGAGGGCAAACAUUCACAUGUAAGUGAUCUUCAACAAGAAGAUUAUUCUCGUUAUUCCAUCGCCGUGCACCCGACAUAUUCCUCACAGUCUGGAGUUGAACCCGUUGUCACUUUCUACCAUUUUUUUGGAUAUUGACAUUGUCGAUAUUAUUGAUUGUAACCUUUUCAACCAUUUAUGCACUUUAUCUCCCAUAAAGUUUGCUGAAGCCUUAAUCUCUGCAUAUCCUCACCUGUCAGGGUCUUUCCACACUUUACAGAUUGGAUUUGUUUUGUCAGUACACUGUGUUGUUGUUGAUAGUUUUAUCAUAAUUUAGUCUAAUAAACUGAUGACUAACCUGGAAUUCACCUCUUUAAAUAGUAAUGUAUGUUUGUAUUGCUUGUGUUGUGCCGUGUGACAGUGGACCUUGUUGAUAAUAAAGCAGAACAAAG